Hordeum vulgare subsp. vulgare (domesticated barley) is the source of this 852-nucleotide messenger RNA. Its product is annotated as auxin-responsive protein IAA20-like. Gene Ontology annotation, biological process: regulation of DNA-templated transcription. The transcript is spliced from 3 exons. Gene Ontology annotation, molecular function: protein binding. NCBI's taxonomy places the organism in Eukaryota, Viridiplantae, Streptophyta, Magnoliopsida, Poales, Poaceae. The coding region runs from base 102 to 608 and encodes 168 amino acids. The record is from RefSeq and is a predicted model, not a curated record. Gene Ontology annotation, cellular component: nucleus.
GCCGGAGUAGCUAGCUGUAGCACGAGAUUUCAGCUGUGAUCACGUAGAUACAGGGGCAACAGCUUCGAAGGGAAGGAGAGCUAGCGCUAGCCACCGGCGCCAUGGAGCUGGAGCUGGGGCUUGCGCCGCCGAACCACGCCGGCCAGCCGGCGGGCUUGUGCGGGAAGAGGGACCGCUCGGCGCCGGCGGUGGCGUUCGGGGUCACCAAGGCAACGCUGCCGCUCUUCCUGCUGCGUGACGACGACGGCGACGACAGCGGGGAAGACGGCACUGCCGGCGCCCGCGACUGGGGAACGAGCAACAAGAGGAAGAGGCUGGUGGGGUGGCCGCCGGUGAAGAGCGCGCACCGCCCACGCAGCCACCACAACGGCCACGUGAAGGUGAAGAUGGAAGGGGUGCCCAUCGGGAGGAUGGUGGACCUGUCCCGCCACGCCUCCUACCACGAGCUCCACCACACGCUCCGCCUCAUGUUCCCCUCCUCCACCGUUCACCAUGCCGAUCCAUACGCCGUCACCUACGAGGACGGGGAUGGGGACUGGAUGCUCGUCGGAGACGUGCCGUGGGAGGAGUUUAGCAAGUCGGCCAAACGGCUCAAGAUACUCAUGUGACCGACUACACUUGCCAUGUAGUAUUGCUGGUUGAAUGUGUGGAUCCCCAUGGAUCUGCACCGGCGUCUGUGUCUUGUUAGUUAGUUUACUGAAUUUUAGUACAUGUUGUAUGAGACUUUCUGAGUCUAGUUUUCCUGUUCAAGGUUUAAAAUUAUAGUAACGGAAAAAAAUCGGUGAAAUGUCUGAAAUUAUUUCAGAAUUCAAUAUAUGAAAAAAUAAUAAAUUUUAAUUGUUUUUCGCUGAA